Molecule: messenger RNA, 735 nt
Organism: Pseudopipra pipra
Lineage: Eukaryota; Metazoa; Chordata; Aves; Passeriformes; Pipridae
Product: olfactory receptor 14C36-like
Exons: 1
Coding region: 1-735 (244 amino acids)
Biological process (GO): G protein-coupled receptor signaling pathway
Cellular component (GO): membrane
Molecular function (GO): G protein-coupled receptor activity; odorant binding; olfactory receptor activity
Source: RefSeq, a predicted model, not a curated record
AUGCACAAUUCCCUCUGGGACACAAGGACCAUCUCCUAUGCAGGAUGUGUUGCACAGGCCUUUCUGCUUGUCAUCUUUCUUGGAGCAGAGGUUUUCCUCCUCACCAUCAUGUGCUACGACCGCUACGUUGCCAUCUGCAAACCCCUGCACUACGGAACCCUCCUGGGCAGCAGAGCUUGUGCCCACAUGGCAGCAGCUGCCUGGGCUACUGCAUUUCUGAAUGCUCUGCUGCACACAGCCAAUACAUUUUCCCUGCCCCUGUGCCAGGGCAAUGCCCUGGGCCUGUUCUUCUGUGAAAUCCCACACAUCCUCAAACUCUCCUGCUCACAGUCAGGUUACCGCAGGGAAAUUGGGCUCAUUGUGGUUAGUUGCUGUUUAUCACUUGGUUGUUUUGUUUUCAUAGUUUUCUCCUAUGUGCAGAUCUUCAGGGCUGUGCUGAGGAUCCCCUCUCAGCAGGGAAGGCACAAAGCCUUUUCCACGUGCCUCCCUCACCUGGCUGUGGUCUCCCUGUUUAUCAGGACUGGCACAUUUGCCCACCUGAAGCCCCCCUCCAUCUCCUCCCCAUCCCUGGAUCUGGUGGUUUCAGUUCUGUACUCGGUGGUGCCUCCAGCACUGAACCCCCUCAUCUACAGCCUCAGGAACCAGGAGCUCAAGGAUGCCAUAAGGAAAUUGAUAACUGGAUGUUUUUCACACGCAAUCAACUCUCCUUCUUCUGCAUGUUAUGUACCUCAUUAA